This is a messenger RNA of Mesitornis unicolor (brown roatelo), 976 nucleotides long. It is a transcript of the gene VAT1, whose product is annotated as vesicle amine transport 1. The transcript is spliced from 5 exons. The record is from RefSeq and is a predicted model, not a curated record. NCBI's taxonomy places the organism in Eukaryota, Metazoa, Chordata, Aves, Mesitornithiformes, Mesitornithidae. Gene Ontology annotation, molecular function: oxidoreductase activity; zinc ion binding. The annotation marks the transcript as partial.
GUUGGCGAUAAGGUAAUGGUCCUGGCCACGGUAGGGCUCUGGCAAGAAAUUGUGAAUGUGCCGGCUAGGCAAACUUUCCUGAUGCCUGAGGGGAUGAGCUUUGAGGAAGCAGCUGCUCUUCUUGUCAACUACAUCACUGCCUACAUGAUCCUGUUUGACUUUGGGAACCUGAGACCCAACCAGAGCGUCCUCAUCCACAUGGCUGCAGGUGGUGUGGGAACUGCUGUCAUCCAGCUGUGCAAGACUGUAGAAAAUGUCACCAUCUUUGGCACAGCAUCUGCCUCCAAGCACGAUUCACUCAAGGAGAGCGGAGUCACUCACCCUAUUGACUACAGAACGAUGAAUUACGUAGAUGAGAUCCGGAAAAUCUCUCCCAAAGGUGUUGACAUUGUCCUGGACCCCCUGGGAGGAUCCGAUACAACCAAAGCAUUUAACCUCUUGAAGCCAAUGGGCAAACUCAUCAGUUACGGGGUAGCAAACCUGAUCACUGGGCAAAAGAAGAACCUCAUGGCUAUGGCUAAAACCUGGUGGAACCAGUUCAGCAUUAAUGCCUUGCAGCUCCUACACCAUAACAAGGCUGUGUGUGGCUACCACCUUGGAUACAUGGCUGAUGAACAUGAGCUUGUCGGAGGUGUUAUAGCCAAGCUGAUCAACCUGUACACUCAAGGCAAAAUCAAGCCCAAAAUAGACUCAGUAUGGUCCUUUGAUCAGGUGGCAGAUGCCAUGAGGCGGAUGCAGGAGAAGAAGAAUGUUGGGAAGGUCAUCCUGGUUCCUGAAGCGCCCAAGAAAGAAUCCAAAAAAGAAGAGAACUAAGGAGAAGAGAUGUGUGCGGAUCGUGAAUUCAUGGUUUAACUCCCUGAUCUCUUUGGGACCUGGAAAUGGACAGAUCAGUAGCUUCCAUCUUCACCAGUACAAGAACAUCAUGGUUAAAGCUCAGAUGAGGUUUGCACGCUCUCGCUGUGACUGACUCUUUGCC